GUUGGCUGCUGGGUGUGCGCAGGAAAGGACGUGUUUUGUUUACUUUCGUGUUAACUAAUCAAAUUUAUCGGUGGAACACAAUUUAAACACAUAUCGGGGAAACUUCCUGCAUUUCAGAAUGCCGGUCUUUCAUACAAAGACGAUAGAAAGUAUUUUGGAGCCUGUAGCACAGCAGGUUUCCCGGCUGGUGAUUCUGCACGAGGAAGCGGAAGAUGGCAACGCGAUGCCAGACCUCGAGCGGCCAGUCUUCGCCGUCAGCCGCGCAGUCGACAAUCUGUGCAAGGUUGGCAAGGAGACCGUGUACAGCACAGACGACCCGAUCCUCAAGCAGGACAUGCCGCACUCGCUGCAGCGUGUCGAGGAGGCGUCACACCUGCUCGAGGACGCCUCGCGCAUGCUGAAGUCCGACCCCUACUCGGGUCCUGCCCGCAAGAAGCUCAUAGAGGGCGCUAGAGGAAUUCUUCAAGGAACGUCGUCGCUGCUGCUGUCCUUUGAUGAGUCGGAAGUGAGAAAAAUCAUCAGGGAAUGUAAGAAGGUGCUGGAGUACUUGGCCAUAGCUGAGGUCGUGGAAACUAUGGAAGACCUCGUGCAAUUUGUAAAGGACAUGAGCCCUGGCUUGACGAACGUGUCCAAGAUGGUGGACGCGCGCGAGAAGGAGCUGACUCACCAGGUUCACCGCGAGAUCCUCGUGCGUUGCCUUGACAACGUGAAGAACCUCACGCCCGUGCUCAUCUCCAGCAUGAAGAUUUUCAUACAGAUCAUGUCGCAGGGAGGGAACGGCCUGAAGGAAUCUCAGGAGAACAGGAACUACCUGGUGCAGCGGAUGACGGAUGAGAUCAACGAGAUCAUCCGCGUGCUGCAGCUGACGACGUACGACGAGGACGAGUGGGACGCUGACGAUCUCACCGUCAUGAAGAAGUCACAG
This is a messenger RNA of Priapulus caudatus, 925 nucleotides long. RefSeq names its product vinculin-like. Gene Ontology annotation, molecular function: actin filament binding. Gene Ontology annotation, biological process: cell adhesion. Lineage: Eukaryota; Metazoa; Priapulida; Priapulimorpha; Priapulimorphida; Priapulidae. The record is from RefSeq and is a predicted model, not a curated record.